AUGACAAAACAAUCACAAUUCCACCGUUUGAUCGUAAGGGAUAAAGGUGUUUUCAAUGGAAAGAACUUCUCCAUAUCAACAGAUUCAAUGAGUUGGAUUCCUGCUUAUGCAAUUUUUAUCACCAACGAAGGUCAAUUAUAUUCAUCUGAUGAUAAUGAUAAUAAUUACUUAUUAUUACAAUAUUUACAAAGUUGUUAUAUCCAAAUAAUCCCCAACAUCCAAAAUAAUCAAUCACUCCGGAGUAAACGAACUAAAACCAAGAAAUCAGACCAAAAUAAUGAUAACAUGCCUCCAGUAAUUUACAUUAAAACCUUUGAUAAUGAAAGAUUAUACAUUAAAGUACAAUCCAAGAAUAAUUUUGGUAAUUUAAUCAGUUCAUUGAUUGUUUGGCAGAAUUUGAAACCCAAAUCUUUAGUGAAAAAAUGGUAUUGUGAAAAUAAAUUCAUAAAUUCCAAUCCUGAUUUUGUUCAUGAAGUUUUAGUUUGUAGAUUCAAAGUUUAUGGACCAAUUAUCAAUAAAGGUAAGAACAUUAACAUUGUAAAUGGACCAAAAGUCCCUAAGUUUAGAAAUUUAAACAAUACUUUGGUGGGAGGUAUAACUAAUGAUUCACUUCCAACUACCUCAUCUAUUAAUGAAGGAUGGUUUUAUACCAUGGGAGCUUUGAAUUCAAACGGGAUUUUGAAUCUUAUAACAGAAAUGGAUGGUACUUUAUUAUAUUCCAUAGAUAUCAAAGAAAUCUUAUCCAGUGAAAUCAGAGAAGUUCAUCAUUCUAUUUUUGAUAAUUCUAAUGUUUUGUAUAUUGGACAACUUGGAGAAUUAAGAUGGAAUAAUUUGAUUAAAUCCAUUAGUUCAACAAGUUAUGAUCAGAACUAUUCUCCUUUCUUAGUUAAAGAUAAUAAACCUAUAAAUUCCCAUCAAAGAAUUUUAGUUGAGUUCCCUUUACAUAUUGAUUUAGAAGAUUGGUUUGUCGGAUUGAAUUAUUUCUCCAAAAGAGAAUAUAUUGGAUCAUUUGAUCCUAAAACUUCUUCAAUUAACAAAUCUUCUUCAAUCAAUGAUAUUGUCAAUAAACUGGAAGAUUUGACAUUAGUUGAUCAUGAUGAUUCUUUUAAUAUUGAUCAAACCAUUAAUUCAAUCCCUCUUAAAGGUGAAUCUAUGGUCAAAACUUCCACCAAUUCAUUGAAUAAUCCAGGUUUGAAAAUCUAUGAAAAGGAAUCUUUCAGAGUAUCUAAGAAAUUACUGAUUGAUAUUAUUGAAGCCAAAUUUGAUCAGUUAUCUAAAAUAUCUAAUUCUUCCAGUAAGAUAUAUGCUGAAGUAUUAAUGUGGAAAGUUCCUUGGUCAAGAACAGCUAUAGUGAAUUUUACUUCCAAUCCUUUCUGGAAAGAAGAAUUUUCAACUGAUUUACCAAUUUCUACUCAAAUAAUUCAUAUUUUGAUCAAACAAUGUAUUUCCGAUGGUUAUCUGGACAAUGAUCAUAUCAUUGGUACAGUUUUCAUUACCCCUGAUAUUUUAUCUCGAAAUCUUGGGAAUUCUUCCACCAUAAUGAUUGAAGGUAAUGAAACUGUCAAUACACCAACAGACAAUUCUCCAGGGAAUGAUAUUGUAAAACUUCCAAUUUAUGAUUAUAGCAAUGUACCAAUUGGGAAAUUAUUAGUCAAUGUCAAAUUGAAAGAAUAUCAUAUUUUGUCACCUAAGAAUUUCAAACCAUUGGAAAGUAUGCUUUAUAAUGCUCCAAUGAAAGAUUUGAUUGAAUUUUGUAAUCAAAAUGUUUCAACUUCAGACUUUGAAAAUGUUAGUUUGAUAAUGUUAGAUAUCUUCCAAAGUUUGGGCAUUGAAGAUAAAUGGUUUAAAGAAUUGAUGGAUUAUGAAUUAGUUAAUGUUGAUAAAGUGACCCGUCAAAAUUAUUCUUCCUCAACACCUAAUCCAACCAAAACAUCAUCUUCGAACAAUGUAUUCAAUACUUUAUUUAGAGGUUCAUCAAUUUUUUCUAAAUCUUUAGAAAAAUAUAAUCUCAGAAUUGGUCAAGAAUAUUUGGAGAAAGUUUUCGGUAAUUUCUUUGCUAUCAUUAGCAAAGAGAAAAAGAAUUGUGAAGUUGAUCCAAGGUAUGUUAAAUUACAUGCUAAAGCUGAAUUGAGAGGUAAAAUCAUCGAUGACAAUAAUUUGGAUGUUGAAGGAUCUGACAGUGAAGAUGAAUAUGAUUCUGAUGAAGAGAUAGAAUUAGAUAAAAAAGUUAAAUCUAUGGUUGAAGAAAAUUAUCAAAAUCUUUAUAAUUAUGCUGAAGAAAUAUGGCAUAAGAUUUAUAUCACCAGUAAUGAUUUACCUGAACAAAUUAAAAGUCAACUUAAAAAUUUCAGGACUAAAGUUGAAUUAGCUUGUGAUCCAAAUGAUAAAACUACAGCUUUAAAUUGUCUUUCAGCUUUUAUAUUCUUAAGAUUCUUCUGUCCUGCCAUUUUAAAUCCAAAAUUAUUCUACUUAACGAAAAAUCAUCAAACAGGUAAAUCUCAACGUACAUUGACAUUAAUAGCUAAAAUUUUAUUAAAUUUGGCUAAUAGACAAGAAUUUUCACCUCACAAAGAACCACAUUUAGUAAGGAUGAAUGAAUUCUUAUUCAAAUAUCAACAUGAAGUUUUGGAUUAUUUUGAUAAGAUCACGGGUAGGAAAAACGAUUUUAAUGAAAAGAUUUUGGAUUUGAGUCAUGAAGUUAAAAGAUUUGAUUUAGGAUUAUCAGGAGAUUCAACAUCUAAUGAGUUACCAACUACACCUUAUUUAAUUGAUAAAUAUCUUCGAUUAACUGAAUUGAUCUAUCUUUUAGAUAAGAAGGAAGUUGAUGAAUUAUCAGAAGACGAUUAUUAUCAGGAAAAUGAAGAAAAUGAUGAAGAACUCGUUGAUGAAGUCCCCGAUGAAGAACUUGAAGAAACCGAAUUAGAUGAUGAAGUUGCUAAUACAGUAUUGAAUAAUAAAACUCUUUUGAAUGGUAUAAAUGAUGAAGGUUAUGAUAAUUUUGAUGAAGACUUAAGUACCAAAAUUCAAAAGAAAUUGAAAUCCUCCAUUAAAGAAGGGGAUAUUAAAAUCAAAAACAAUGUUUAUCAAAUUGGUUCAUUAGAAUUUGAAAAAUCCGAAUUCUUAGAUUUAGCUGGUGAUGAUGAUACAGAAGAUUUUAUUAAAAGUUUAUGUAAAAGUGAUGAGAAUAUCUUUUCUUUCAUUACUUCUAACAUUACAUUGAAAGACUUACAAAAGAGAAGUAAUAACUUGAAGAAGAAAAUCGUUGAAACGGAAAAUUUCUUGAAAAAUUACGAAUAUCCUAAUAAUUAUCAAGGUGAUCAACAUAUGUGGAAUAGUUUUACUCAUGAGAUCUUAGAUAACACUUAUCUUGAUUUAGAAAGAAAUUGUCUUGUUCAAUUAGAUGAUUAUGAUGGUGAAAUUCCUCAUCAUUAUAAGAAAGUAGUAGAUAAUGGUUUGAAUUAUUUGAAAUUGAAAUUCGUUGAUGAAUCUAAUACUACUACGGUGAAAUCUACUACUUCUUUAAAUAAGAUUAAAGAAUCUACAAGUCAAGAAACUUUUAACACAGUUUCCAAAUCUUCAUCAACAAAAAAUCCAUUCAAGAAAUGGUUCAAGGGUUAA
Molecule: messenger RNA, 3618 nt
Organism: Yamadazyma jaroonii
Lineage: Eukaryota; Fungi; Ascomycota; Pichiomycetes; Serinales; Debaryomycetaceae
Source: the annotation of a GenBank genome assembly